GCCGCCGCUAACUUUCAUAUUUUAUUCAAAUUAAUUAAUUGUUUCUUUAAAAAAAACAAAAACAAUAACAAAAACUUGUUGUUUUAAUUAAUUAUCAACAGAUUAUAAAUUUAUAAUCAUUAAUUAUUAAUUACUGAUGUAAUUAUUAGAGUAUGGAGCAAUUUGUAAUUACGAAAAGCAAAAAUAAAAAUCUGUCAUCCAGAAAAGAGCUCGAACUGCUCGACAAACAAGAACUUAUUGACAAAGUGUUACAACUGGAAGCGCAUACGAUUCAAUUAAAAAAUAUAAUUAAAAAAGUAGACAACGUAAAAAGUGACAAAAAACCAGGAAAAGGUUUUGACUUUGCUCAAUGUAAUAAACGACAUAUUUUAUUAAAAUUUUAUUACCUCGGCUGGAACUACUCAGGCUUUGUCGAGCAAGAAGACACGAUCAACACCAUAGAGCACCACAUCUUCCACGCACUGAAACGCAGCUGCUUGAUAGAGCAACGAGAGACUUGUAAUUAUCACAGAUGCGGGAGAACUGAUAAGGGAGUAAGUGCUUACUCGCAAGUUAUUUCACUAGACAUUCGCAGCAGACUUGGACCCGAGGAGCAGACUAAGUUGAAGGAAGAGUUGUCUUACUGUAAAAUACUAAACAGGAUUCUUCCAAAGGACAUCAGAUGCACCGCCUGGGCGCCAGUUGCUGAUGAAUACUCUGCUAGAUUUGACUGCAAAACCAGGAGUUACAGGUACUAUUUUCCCCGAGGUGCCUUGGACAUCGAGGCGAUGAAUCGAGCUGCUGGAUACCUGGUAGGACACCACGAUUUUAGGAAUCUCUGCAAAAUGGACGUGGCCAACGGCGUCGUUACUUUUGAACGCACGGUCAUUGACGCUAAAAUUGUCCUCAAUGAUCAGGAUACGUCAAAACAAAGUGGAUACGACAUGUGUCAGCUGAUAAUAAAGAGCCAGGCAUUUCUUUGGCAUCAGAUAAGAUGCAUAAUGGGAAUUUUACUGCUUGUAGGCCAAAAAAAAGAGGACCCAAAGAUUAUAAAUUAUUUAUUUGACAUCGAAAAGUGUCCACGUAAGCCUCAGUACAAUUUAGCUCACGAACUUCCGCUUAAUUUAUUUUACUGUCAUUACGAAGACGUCGAAUGGUUUUACGACGAAAGCGAAGUUGAGGUUGUCAUUAAAACUCUGCAAGAAGAAUGGACACUUAAUGCUAUAAAAGCUGAAAUGAUCAAAAGUAUUAUCGAUGAUCUGUCAACUCACUGCACGAGUGAAGAAGGAUUCAAUUAUCAAAGUGAUUGUCUGAUUCAAGGGGUGCAAGCUAAAAUUCAUCAGCCUUUAAUCAAACGAAUCACUUGCGAAAGCCUGGAGAACAGAAUAAAACAUUUCGAAAAAAAAAGAAGGAUCGAAAUAAAAAAUCCGUCAAAAGAAAAUUCGUAGGACGAGUAAGAAUUGUUUUAAAUUUUAUUAUCAAUUUAAUAAUAAAUUUAUUUAUAAUAA
Microplitis mediator is the source of this 1487-nucleotide messenger RNA. Its product is annotated as tRNA pseudouridine(38/39) synthase. Gene Ontology annotation, biological process: mRNA pseudouridine synthesis; tRNA pseudouridine synthesis. NCBI's taxonomy places the organism in Eukaryota, Metazoa, Arthropoda, Insecta, Hymenoptera, Braconidae. The record is from RefSeq and is a predicted model, not a curated record. Bases 153 to 1427 code for a protein of 424 amino acids. Gene Ontology annotation, molecular function: RNA binding; pseudouridine synthase activity. The transcript is spliced from 6 exons. Gene Ontology annotation, cellular component: nucleus; cytoplasm.